Messenger RNA from Penicillium oxalicum, 678 nucleotides. RefSeq names its product HesB/IscA family protein. The transcript has 2 exons. Gene Ontology annotation, biological process: iron-sulfur cluster assembly. NCBI's taxonomy places the organism in Eukaryota, Fungi, Ascomycota, Eurotiomycetes, Eurotiales, Aspergillaceae. Gene Ontology annotation, molecular function: 2 iron, 2 sulfur cluster binding; iron ion binding; 4 iron, 4 sulfur cluster binding. Gene Ontology annotation, cellular component: mitochondrion. The record is from RefSeq and is a predicted model, not a curated record. The coding region runs from base 1 to 678 and encodes 225 amino acids.
AUGCGGCCACUAUCUAUGCGCCCCUCCAGGCGCAUCUCGGCCUUCCGCCCAGCUCUGCGCAUCUCCGCAUCCUUCUCCGUCACCGAAAUCGCAACUCGCCGAUUCACUAUAGCUACCGCGGCCUCGCCCGUGCCCCCCAGACAUCACACAGUCAACUGGAAACGUACAGUUUAUUCACCUCAUCGUCUACCAGCGGUCGCAUUUUCCACAUCAUCCGUCCAGCGUGCCACCAAGGUCACGCAAAAUCCUCGGACUGGAGAAGAUGGAGAGACACUCAUGAUCAACAUAUCUCCCCGCGCAGUGGCGCGCCUCUGUGAGAUCACCGACCCGGCCGCUUCGCCUUCUGCGACCAAGAAAGAAAAUCCCUACCAUCAUCUCCGCAUUACCGUUACCAGUGGUGGCUGCCAUGGCUUCCAGUACCUAAUGUCGCUUGAAUCCGCGGAAAAGAUCGACCCAGAGGAGGAUACCGUUUUUGAGGGGGAGGCGGAUCCGUCCGAGACCAGCUCAAAUGCUGCCGGCACAGCAAAGGUUAUUAUGGAUGAACCUUCCCUCGAGUUACUUUCUGGCAGCACUGUCGAUUAUACCACUGAAUUGAUCGGAAGUCAGUUCAAGAUCGUGGACAAUCCACGGGCCACGAGUAAUUGCGGGUGCGGCACCAGCUUUGACGUGAUGGAUUGA